GUGCUUACUCAUUUAAAAUGGAUUAAACGUCAGAAUAAUUAUUGGAAUUUAUCAAGAUUUUCUGGAUGAUGCAAAUUACUAUCAAAAUAUCGCACUUUGCUCUAUCAGCUUGGUGCUUGAUAUCAUGUGUACAAGGAUCUUUAACAUGGAAAUUUCCAGGAACAGGAAACCCUCGCUGUAACGAGAUGGAACCACUGAACAAUACUAAUGGUAGUUCGUCGGAGCUCGAGUCCGAUAAAAAAUUCUAUGAACUUGCCGUCUUCAUCAAUGGGGUGAUUCUUUAUCCGUGUAUAUGCAUUCCAGGCUUACUUGGAAACAUUCUCACACUAGUGGUUUUAUCACAGACGAAUAUGCUUUCUUCUACCAACGCAUUCCUGAGUGCUCUUGCGGUGUCAGACAUGGUUAGCCUGAUAAACGACAUAAUAUAUUUCUCCGUAAUGGUCUUAUCGAAAUCAAACCCGGAAGUGGCGUAUCACAUUUACGUUCAUGUGUACCCGUUUGCUCAUUUUGUUUUCAACAUUGCUAACUCAGUCUCGUCAUGGCUAACGGUGUCAGUUGCAAUAGAACGAUUUUUGCUCGUUUGUUUUCCCGCAAAAUCUCGAACUAUGUGUACACGACCACGUGCUAUUGCAGGAACUGUGGUUAUCAAUGCUGUGAUGCUGAGCGUUUCAUUGCCAUACGCUCUCCGAUACAAAGCAGUCCCCGUCUUCGACGGCUCAAGUAAUACGACUUUGCUACAGCUCAAUUUAACCGACUUGUGGCAGGAUGAGCAGUUUUCAGUUUACUACUCCUGGUGUAUAAAUUUUCUCAGGUGCAACAUACCUCUUGUCAUUUUGAUCAUCCUUAAUGCCUGCAUCAUCAAAGCGCUUUUAAAACUUCGUGCUAAGAAUAGAUCACGAUAUAUACAUCGACAGAGGGUGACGUUCAUGCUUAUUAUCAUUAUCAUGAAGUUUUUAUUAUGUACAACGCCAGAUGCCAUUUUGUCGACAUUUUACGGGUAUGGAUACACGGAAGACAAUUAUCGAGUCCGCGGGAUCCGUGAAUUUACAGACAUGCUACUUGCCUUAAAUGCCGGCACCAAUUUCGUUGUUUACUGCGUGUUAAGUGUGACAUUUCGAAUGAACUGCAGGAAACUGUUCUGUCAUAAGGAAAUUCCAAAUGGUGCUUCAAGGGACAAAAAGUCCGUGUAUAAGCUCUUGUCAGAUAAAUCGAUAUUUUGGAAACAAAACAAGAAAAACAACAGUAGCCUUUGAGUUUGUGGGAAACACAUAGCCCUUUGAAAUUCUAACAAAUGAGGUGCCAUAACAUUUUUCUUAUCGUUAUUAUUCUUUUAUAUGAUUUUCCGUCCCCUUGUAUUCUGUGUAGCUCGUUAAUCAUGAUCAGGCCCCGGGGUAAUGACGCAUGAGCUUAAUUCAAUUCCUCCGAAAUGGUUUAGAAGUCAGACAAAAAGUGCUGUUCAUAAUCGCACCAUCAAACUCCUGUUGUCUGCAAAUAAAAAAUUUCAGUACGUCUUACACCUCUGACUGAAAUUUCGACCUAAGUCAAAGUUUGUCAUGAUCCCGGGGCCAAGACUCUUUCAAUGUACAAGUAUAGAAUGUUUAUAUAAUUAUAUCUAUUUUUUGCGGAAUUAAAACAAUUAUUUUCUAUUCUGAAAGAUGAAACAUUGCAUCACACACUGAAUGAUUUUAAUUAGUUAACAAGACUCGUGAGGAAAAAUCCAAUA
Saccostrea echinata is the source of this 1723-nucleotide messenger RNA. Its product is annotated as FMRFamide receptor-like. The record is from RefSeq and is a predicted model, not a curated record. Gene Ontology annotation, cellular component: membrane. The transcript is spliced from 2 exons. Gene Ontology annotation, biological process: G protein-coupled receptor signaling pathway. Gene Ontology annotation, molecular function: G protein-coupled receptor activity. The coding region runs from base 66 to 1253 and encodes 395 amino acids. Lineage: Eukaryota; Metazoa; Mollusca; Bivalvia; Ostreida; Ostreidae.